AUGAGUCUCUUCCACCGACGAAGCAGGUCUGCGUCGGCCUCGCGGCCCCAGACACCGGCGUCCGCAUCCGCCCAUAUGGCUGCGACUCAGGCUUUCCUGGCCAACAGAGCGUCCCAGUCGCAGAGUAAUCUGUCAGCUUCCGCUGCUGCCACCGCUCUCAGGACUAUGUCGCCUAGCCCCACCCCCGUCGAUCAGGUCCAGACAAAGCGCAUGAUUCAAAGGCAAGCUUCUCUUUCUCAACUUUCUUCUGGGUCCGGCCGAGGAAGAUCAAGAGGCGGUCUACAAAGACAACGCAGUUAUGGUUCCAUGACUGAGAGGUCAUUUAGAACACCCUCGCCGUCUCCAUCGAGACAGCCUUCGCGUUUAGAGGCUGUUCCGGCACCACCGUUACCGUCAAUACCGCAGCAAUUCGCUUCUGCUCCAGCCGUAUCCGGGAAGAAGCAGAAGCGGGCGUCUAGCCAAGGUGCUCCUCCACCACGAGUAUUGUCGCCGCCCCCAACACAAAAAGCAAGCCGGGGACAGAGUCUGGAUCGUUUCGGAAGUUCCCAAUCGGCUGUAGCAAGCCCAGGAAACCGGCAGAACAAUAUCUUGCCGCAGCUGCCUGAGCUUGAGCGUACGGAUAGCCGUAAUUCCAUCAAUUUUUCGAGACCUUUGUCGCCACGGCCGCAGUCUCCGGCUAUUCCGCAGCCACUUUUGACCAAUGGUGACAGGUCUCUGAAGAUACCUAACGCUCAGCCAAUUUCUCCGGCAGAAGCUGAACAGAUCCAGUAUGAUCUUGUGCAGAGGGCAAAUCAACCAGUCAGAAAGAAGAAAAAGAAAGUUGCUCCUGCAGCGGCUGAAGGCAGUCACCUACACACCGGGACGAUGGCCAGCAAGCCUGUAGUACACCCCCUGGAACCAGAGUCUGAGCCAGCAUCACAACCACAAGCCCUAUUGGGUGACGAAGCACAGCCUCGGGCCAGAAGGAAAAAGAAGAAGGGAACAUUAUCCGGUCAGCACAUACAUUUUCCAUCGUCCGACACUUCCUCGAGGACCGAUUCCGACUCCGAUUCAAAUGCUGAAAAAGCGAGAGAAAGGCGCGCCCAAAGAGCCUCUGGGACACUGGUUAAACAGCCCUCUAUAGUUCGAGAGGACUGGGAAGGUGAACAAGAGGAAAGCGCCGGGGCACAGUUGACACCGGUUCAGCCGACGGUUGAGCAAGACGUCGCCGCUGCUCAAGACUCCCUACCCUUACAGGGUAAACGAGCAUAUAACACUGCGAACGUGUCGAGGAAGAUUGAAGAACCAGCUCCACCCACAAAAGUGACUACCCAAGCGGUGCCUGCAGACUCUCAAACACCAAAUGCAUCAAAGCUAUCCACGAGCUCGCCCAAAGUCUCGACCAACCUGCAGUUGAUGGAGCCUCAUGCACAGAGAGAAAAUUCUCUCAGUCCUUCUAGAUCAACCAGAUUCUCCGACAGGCUUUCUUCCGACCUUGCAGCUGGACGGAAACACGAACCACUCCCGCGGUCUGUCUCCCCAGCGAAAUCAGCGCUCAAGCACCAUUCUCCCAGCGCUGGAGACUCUUCCCAACGUGUUCGUGGUUCUAGUAUUACCCCAAGUGAAUCCUCGGAUAUCUCAAGCGCUUCAUUGGACGGCAUGCCCAGACAGAAAAAAUCUGUCCGCGUUAGCUUCGAUGCACAACCCGAGAUCGUAGGCGCGUCGGAUGGUGUUCAAAGCACAGAGAAUCCGAACAAGGAGAAGAAAUCGUGGCCGGGUCUAGGAAAGACGAAGCCAACGCUCAACACCAUCCCUUCAAAUGAUGACAUGGAGGAGCUCAUGAAACCCAGGCCUCAACUACCUUCAUUUGGCAGCGUCAGGGGUCAGAAAUUCCGCGAUGCAAGUGAAGCAAGUAUUUCGCAAUCAUCGAAGUCUCCUUCGUCAUCCGCGUCAGCUUCGACGUCCUCUGUGAACACAUACUCUCUGACAGGAGUCUCCAGUGACCACGCUGUUGGCGCAAUUCUCGCGCAAGAGCAGCAACGGGAGGCGAGUCAAGGAUCAAAUGAGCCCCUUCCUCCUGAAGUCACCUCUGUACAUGGUAAUGUGUCCUUCUCCGACUCCGAAAGCGACACCUCAGAAAUAGAGGAAGCAUCACUAGCAACCAACAAGAUAGAGGAGGAACCAGGAGCGCCCACUACGUUCUCAUCAGGGUUCGCGACUAUCAAUCAGCAAGUCACACAGCCGGAGGUUUCUGAACCAGUGAAUUCACCAAUCGAAGUGCCAGUUGUGUCUGUCUCGCCUCCCACUCCAAAACUCGAGGAUCAAUGGGAGGUUGUAUUGCCAGGAGGCUUUCCUGUGUCUCACGAAGCUCUUGCCCAGCUCAGUGAAUCACAGAAAGAGCCAAAACAGCCUAAUUUGGAGCUUAGUAGUACCACGGAGAGCGAGUCAGAUAAUGAGAGUAUCUACAGCGACGCUGCGGAAGACCCUGCUGAACUUGAUGGGACGGGAUUCGGUUCCAUCGACGCCAUCGUUGACAGUCCGAUAGUGGCGCAUGCAAAACUGGGCAUCACCUCUCCGCCUGAAAGUCCCCUCACGAAAGGUUCGGAAGCGCGACCCCAACCGGUGUCGGUAGGCUCCUGGGAGCAGACUCAGGCUCGAUGGCGCGACCUUGCAGAGCAAUCUAGGAGAGCACCUGAGGCGGCUCCAGCGGUUCAAAGCGAACCUCCUGUCGAGCCAUCGACAGGUGUAGCUUCAUUGAUUCAAGAGACAUCUAUGCAGCAAACUCUGCCGGCUUCUCAAAAGUCUUCUCAACCAAAGUCCAUGAAGACACCUGCCGCUAUAGCUGCUAGAGCUUCUAUUCCAAACCCCACAAGAACCGCAAAAAAACCAACGGGCGCAUCCCAACGCAAGAAGAACCAACCUUCCGGCCUUUCAACCAUUGCCUCAGGUCAACCCGGUCCACCUCCUGGGCCGGCUUCACAUUUCAGGCACUCAAUGAGAGCGGCCUCUCCAGUUGACGCGGAGCUGACCAUGCGCAAAUCCAUGCGGAAUCGCAAUUCUAUGCCUGCUCAUGCCCCCAUCUCUCAACAGCAGCGACCAUCAACCUUACCCUCCAAUGCUCCCAUGCAGCCACGGGCGGCUCUGCAGAAGAAGAGUAUUCCCCCUACCUCCUUGUCGACUUCUGCUGCGGCAACUGUAUCGGCACCACGGCCAGCACCCGCUCAAACUUCGACUACGAAUGACAGUGACUCUGACAGUUCAUUCAGAAGAGUCCGCAGAAGUAAGUCCACGGCGGGUGGCAAGUAUACCAUGCGCCGCAGCAUGAGAGGUGCUUCAGAUGCUACCUUACGCGAUAGUGGGCGUAAUGGGGUUCGAUCGGUCUCGCCUGUGGGACGACGACCGUUUUCAUCGGGUGUGCAGCACACUAUGCGUUCUUCAAUGAGAGGAUCCAUUGACAGCUCGGUUCCCACGCUACGUGGGUCGACCGAUGCAAAGCGGUCAUCCUCCUUAUUCGGACGAGGACAAGAACGUGUCCCGUCUCAAGCAGUCAUGGCGAAGCAUCGCUCUCGGUUCGCAGUUGACUCUGACGAUGAGGACGAUCGUCCCAAGCCUGGGAGGUGGGUAUCACGGUUCGCUGUCGAUAGUGACGAUGAAGACGAUCUGACCCCUGUUCGGGGGAUACCGCGGCGUGCUGAAGACCACGAUUCUACCGACCUCGAAGACAGUUCAGAUGAAGAGAGGCCAAAGACACCCAUUCAACCCAGCAGACUUCAGAUCCCUCAGGACGUCAUGUCACCUGCUGGGAGUGAAGCUAUGUCGCCUAAUACCGCGAAGAAACGCGGUCUCUUUGGGCGUUUGCGAGGCAAGAAGCAGAAGGGGGAAGCGUCGUCUCCCGUUGUCGAAUCAACACAAAUGCCUACCACGAAUGAUCUCUCGAAGCCGGCGAAUCUUGGAUUCUCAUCCAAAGCAGAGCGCGAUCGCAUGAUUGAGCAAACUCGAGCCCGGCUGGAAGCCGCCCAAGCGCCGUCUCAACCAACGAAUCAGACACAUCACAAACUCCAACGACGGCAGGCACCUCAACGGAUCAUGAGUGACUCGUGGCCUCUCCCUCCGAAGAUACCGGAGAGCGAGGAGAACACGGACAUUCGACCCAACACGGCCGACGGGCCGCCAGUGCGCAACGGGUCAACAAGGCUUACUCGAGGCAGCAUGCGAAUACAGGAAGUCCCUCUGGAGCCGGUAGGGCGAGGUGGGAAGAAGAAGAGAUUCCCUAUGUUGCGAAAAGCGUUUGGGUUGAAAGAUUGA
Messenger RNA from Exophiala spinifera, 4284 nucleotides. RefSeq lists its product as uncharacterized. The transcript has 2 exons. Bases 1 to 4284 code for a protein of 1427 amino acids. The record is from RefSeq and is a predicted model, not a curated record. NCBI's taxonomy places the organism in Eukaryota, Fungi, Ascomycota, Eurotiomycetes, Chaetothyriales, Herpotrichiellaceae.